This is a messenger RNA of Clonostachys rhizophaga, 1125 nucleotides long. NCBI's taxonomy places the organism in Eukaryota, Fungi, Ascomycota, Sordariomycetes, Hypocreales, Bionectriaceae. The record is from the annotation of a GenBank genome assembly.
AUGCAGAUUUAUUCUCUUCUUUUCUUCAGUAGGUUAGCCCUGGCUACCACAGAGAUCAAGAGAUCCACGCCCGCAGAUCUCGUGCUUCAUCGAGAUGCUACUCGAGCCCAGCUCAUCGAGCACAAGUACAUUGUCAUCCUCAAGUCAUCGGCGGACCCUUUGGAAAUCUCUACCAAUUAUGACGCCACCAGUGUAUACAAUACAACUCUCAAUGGAUUCGCUGCUUUCCUCAACGAUGAUGAAUUAGAGGCACUGCGAUGGGAGCCAAAUGAAAAUGCCGGUUGGGGUCUUUCGAGGAUUUCAAAUAGCACAGUAGGAAGUACUUCGUACAGCUACGACGAAUCGGCCGGAGAAGGAACCUGCAUCUACAUUCUUGACACGGGAAUAUCUGUGAACAAUCCAGAAUUCGAGGGCCGAGCAACCUUUGUCAAAGAAUUACCAGGCGAUGGCGUUUCCGAUGACACUGUUGGCCAUGGCACCAGCGUUGCAGCCUGUGGUGCAUCGAAGACGUACGGGACAUCCAAGAAGGCCAAACUACUUGCUGUCAAGGUGGUUGGUGGUAACGGAGAGAUUGGGGACAGCUCAACCGUUCUUGCAGGAAUGGAUUAUAUUGGCCAAGAAUACAUCUCGAGACAAGAAGAGUGUCCCGCUGGGAUUCUGGUCAACAUGUCUGUCGGCACUCAACCUCCAAUGCAGUCUAUGAACGACGCAGCACGUGCCCUCGUUGAGGCGGGAUUAAUUGUCGGUGUAGCCGCGGGAAACUUCAAUGAAGAUUCUUCCAACCGAUCUCCAGGAGCCGAACCUCUCGUUUGCACCGUUGGGGCCACUGAUAGUUCUAAUAACCGCGCCGACUUUUCCAAUUUUGGUGAGUUGAUGGAUAUCUACGCGCCAGGGAAGUAUGUCGACACUAUCGACAGAAUUGGUGCUCCUAUAUCAUCCAGCGGGACCUCACUCGCUUCUCCAUAUGUUGUCGGACUGGCCGCCAACCUCAUGGCACUGGGGGGUUAUCCAGGACCUAUCUCUAUGUGUCAGCGCUUGCAGGCACUCGGUGUUGAAGACAUUCUUGGAAAUAUGCCAAAUGGUACCGUCAACAUUCUAGCCAACAACAUGGCUGCGACCAACUAA